Messenger RNA from Diachasma alloeum, 911 nucleotides. It is a transcript of the gene btn, whose product is annotated as homeobox protein Hox-B4. The record is from RefSeq and is a predicted model, not a curated record. The transcript is spliced from 4 exons. Gene Ontology annotation, biological process: positive regulation of transcription by RNA polymerase II. Lineage: Eukaryota; Metazoa; Arthropoda; Insecta; Hymenoptera; Braconidae. The coding region runs from base 86 to 835 and encodes 249 amino acids. Gene Ontology annotation, molecular function: DNA-binding transcription factor activity, RNA polymerase II-specific; RNA polymerase II cis-regulatory region sequence-specific DNA binding. Gene Ontology annotation, cellular component: nucleus.
GACAGUCGAAACCCAGAGUUUAUUCGAAUUUUGUGACUUGAAUAAUUUUGAAAAAAAUAUUGAGUGACUUGCUGAGGGGCUGAGGAUGAAUCCUGCGGAUAAAAAGUGCACAAUUUUGGUGUUACCACCCACUCCGCCGACUCCUCAGAGUCCCAUGCAUCCGCAUAAUGUUGAAAUCGAACGGUUUUGGAAUUAUUCGAAUUGUGGGCAGUUCAGUCAUGAAGAAAGUUCAGUUGUCAAUAAGAAUCAACAAUUAAGUUCAAACAUCAGAUGGCAAUACCAAUCUUCCGAAAGUUCACACCUCAGCUACCAAGAACUUGCAGCGGAUCAAGAUCCCAGGUACUAUUCAACCCUCUGUCAAUACCCAACAAGUGUCAUAUGCGGUGUGCACAACUGGGAGGUCCCGUACCAAGAGGCCACAACACCAUUGCCAUCGGAAAACGGUACACAGAUUCCCAUGGAUUACGAUCAGUCCGAACAUUCCACGGAUAACCAGGAUGACCAUACCAUCAUUCUGUCCAAGCACACCCAAUAUGAUGUGAAGACGAAUUCCAAGAAGAAUCACGACGCUAAGCCGAGGAAGGAGAGGACAGCCUUCACGAAACAACAGGUUCGUCACUUGGAGUAUGAGUUUGGACAUAGUAAUUAUUUAACAAGAUUACGGAGAUAUGAAAUUGCGGUGGCCCUUGACCUAACCGAGAGACAGGUGAAAGUCUGGUUCCAAAACCGCAGAAUGAAGUGGAAACGAACGAAGAACGUCACAGAAAGCAAAAAAUCCCUGGAGAUGUCCCCAAUCAUGGAAUCGAACUCAGACAGUUCCGGGGAAAUUUGCUAGCAUAAAAAUACUCAUAAGCACUGAAGGAUGGAAGACAGGAUACAAAUUGUAGUCUAAAAUGCCAAAUAAUAUAAUA